AUGGCGCCCUGCUCUAGAGCUCGCUGUCGUCACUGCGGCACGAACGUGGGCAUCUUUGGGUUGAAGGGCUUCGGCUGGAGCCUUCGGCUUCACGAAGCCAGGUGUGCUGCAACUUCAGCGGCAACCAACAACGAGACGGCUACCGUCGAGACAACCACGAGGGAGCCCAUGCUUGCAGCUGGGCUGGUGGAAGCAGCAAAGACUUUGGCAUUGUGCGUGGACGUUGCAGUCGACGUCACAGAUCUUGAUGAAGACCUAGUCAAAUUUUUGCAUGUGCCGAAGGAUGAGCUGAAGAAGUUAUGCGAAGCCGACAUCGAGACGGCCAACGAGGUCAUGCUGCUCGGCCUGUUCACAUGGAGGCCCGGGUCGAGUGACGCGGGCCCGCUGUGUCUGGCGCUGGGGAUAGGUCCCGGCGAUCCUGGUGAAAUAGUGGUCAAAGCACGGCCGGGCAGUUUGGAACUCCUUUCCAACGAGCUCCCACCGGAAGAGCACAUGGAUACAAAUUCCAUGGUCAAUUUUAACGAGGACUUCCGCGACAUCGCGGUGCGGCGAUGCACGAAGCUGCAGCGGCUUGCGCAAGACCUGGCGGCCAAUUUGAUGGCAGGCCAUGGUGGCGGUUAA
This is a messenger RNA of Symbiodinium necroappetens, 621 nucleotides long. The record is from the annotation of a GenBank genome assembly. Lineage: Eukaryota; Dinophyceae; Suessiales; Symbiodiniaceae.